Ciona intestinalis (vase tunicate) is the source of this 4187-nucleotide messenger RNA. The record is from RefSeq and is a predicted model, not a curated record. NCBI's taxonomy places the organism in Eukaryota, Metazoa, Chordata, Ascidiacea, Phlebobranchia, Cionidae.
UAUUUUGAUUCCAAACCACUUUUGAUAGCUGCAGUAGGUCUUGCAUAAGAAUAACAUGGGAAAAGAAUUGCUGUUUGCAGUAACUCUUUUAUUAGUAGUGACAGGUAUUAUAAACGUUUCCUACAAAAGCAAUUUUUCAAACCGAACGAAAAGAGCAAUUGGAACGAAACCACCAGGAGUACAAGGAACAUGUGGUGGCGCACGUAGAGGACGAUCAGGUUAUAUUGCAAGUCAAAAUUUUCCCCACGGGAAUUACCCCGCAGGGCUGAACUGCAAUUGGACUAUAGUUGUUAGGACGGGAUACGUUAUAAAGUUUGAGUUUCGCUAUAUGGACGUUGAAGACGCGCCUGUGCAGAAGGGUAGCGAUUGUGGUGCAGAUGCGAUCUCUAUAUAUGAUGGAACACGAAUAACUGAUCCGCUAGUGGGCGGGCAGAAAUUCUGCGGACCCGACACGGUGUUCAAUCCCGUGUAUUCCACAAAAAAGAGGGUACGGUUAAAUUUUAAGACCGAUUUUUCUGACCAAUUUGAAGGAUUCGCAAUAUUUUGGUCAGCGGUUCGGCCACCAAGUGUUUCAUUUAACUGUGAUUUUGAAUCUCUCAAUGGUUUAUGUGUUGGGUGGACACAACAUUCUUCUGCAAAUUUUCUAUGGAAACACCACAGCGGUCGUACCCCUUCUGGUAUUAUGUCGGCAACUGGUCCGACAAAUGACCACACCCACCAAUCUGCUGAUGGGAAAUACUUGUACAUUGAAGCAUCCGGCAUACAACCAGGUAAAAGAGCAAUUAUUCUCUCUCCAAGCAAACAAAUAUCAAACUUACAAUUUUACUGCCUAGAAUUUUGGUAUCACAUGCGUGGUGAUGGUAUUGGAAUACUUCGUGUCCAACAAUUAACCUCCGGAUUAGAUCCAGAUGAAGGAAGAAUUAUCUUCAACAAGUUUGGUCAUCAGGGAUCAUCGUGGAUGCAAGCUCAAAUCAACAUCACAAGGAGUGACCAUCCAGCACAGUUUGCCUUCAUUGGGACAAGAGGAAGCACUUAUCGGGGAGAUAUUGCUAUUGAUGACAUCACAAUUACAGACAAUAUAUGCAUUCCUCCUGUUACAACAACUACAACGACGACAACAACAACUACAACUACUACUACGACCACUACUCCUGCCCCAACAACAACAACAACCACCACCACUAGGCCUACAACAACAAUAGCAACAGCAUCAACAAAUCCAAUACCAACAACACGAUUUAUCUACACCAUCGCCCCAUUGACUGGAUGUGGUGAAGGUGAACUACAAUGUAGAGAUAUUGGAAACUGUGUUAGUCCUGAUUGGAUUUGUGAUGGAACACCUGAUUGUGAAUAUAACGACGAUGAAGAAAAUUGUGGAGGACCUACUGCUGCAUGGGAAAAAUGGCGGGCUUGGAGCGAAUGCACACAAACGUGUGGUGGGGGGAGUAGGGAGAGGUCUCGACGUUGCAUAGGAGGUGACCCUGGUGACGCGGGGUGUGAAGGGACGGUGUAUACACAGGAGGAAUGUGGGACAGAUGUUUGUCGGAGUUGGACCAAUUGGCAACAAUGGGCAGAUUGUAGUGUUAGUUGUGAAGGAGGUUUUAAAACAAGGACAAGAAAUUGCACAGGAGGCGAACCAGGAGAUCCUGGAUGCAUCGGCCGAUAUGCUGAACUUAUUAAUUGUAACCAACAUAAUUGUCCACGAUGGAGCACGUGGUCGUCAUGGUCACCGUGUUCGGUGACGUGCAACGAUGGAUUUAUCACAAGGGGGCGGUCUUGUGAAGGAGGAAACGUUGGAGUAGAAGGUUGUGUUGGGGUCGUAAGGGAAGCCAUGGCAUGCAGUGAUGCUAAUAUUACUUUGCCUACUUGUUAUGUAUGGGAUGAUUGGACAUCGUGGUCAAGUUGCAAUAGAACCUGUGGCGGUGGCUUCAAGAACCGCACGAGGGAGUGUAUGAUGAUGAAUGUUAAUUCCUCCCCAUGUGAAGGACCAACACACGAGGUCGCUGCUUGCGCAACAAUGAAAUGCUCAAACGUGACAUGUUACUCCGGCACGCUCACCAACACAAGCUCACUUACUGUGGCCAAUACUUUGGUCAACAGAAGUUGUGCUGAAUAUCCCCAUGGUAACGACUCACUCAUAAAUGGGGAAUAUAUUUUCAAAUGUGGUUACGCAACAUACAUAGCAAAUGUUAUGGGAAUUCAAAUGGAGAUGUUCCACGGUAGUUGUAUACCCGCAACGCAGUGCGGUAACUUUACAUGUGAGAACUUACAACUCCAAAUACAAGGUGUUGGUACCACCAUAUCUUCAUGUAGAACUUCUUGUUGUGAUGGUGAUUUAUGUAAUUCACCUCCACCAUCUAUAGCACCUGUGUCAGUACAUCAAACAACAAUGUGUCUAAUGAGCCCGUGUCAGAAUGGUGGCUCUUGUGUGCCCACUAGAGGAUUGAAUGGUCAAGAUUACAGCUGUCUUUGCAGAGCGGGAUAUUCUGGAAGGAAUUGUCAAAAUGCUGCCCAGUUGACUUGUUUCAUGGGUACAACCACCACUAUGGGUUACAGUGGCAAUGUAAGUAUGUUACCUGCUGCUUGUGGGGUGGGUGAGAAUGUUUGUAUGAUGACUACAGUGGUUGGAACAAUAGACUUUGGAUCUCCACAAGAAGUUAUGUUCCACAUUGGAAGGUGUGCCAAUUCAAUGACAUGCGGAAGUGCAAGUUGUGCGUUGUCAACAUCCAUGAUAACACAAAUGAAUAUAACCUCAUGCAAUGUUACUUGCUGUGAUACCAAUUAUUGCAAUGUUGCUCCUGCUAAACCCACCACCCCAUCCACCCCUGCAACAACAACAACAGCAUUAUCAACUACUACCCUUGCUCGUGUUUUACAAGCAUGUCCACCCCGAAACCUCCGUGUCGCUGGGUUACGAGGCCGACGGUGCCCAUCAGCUUGUGACAAUGAUGGUGAUUGUGCUGUCAACAAGCGUUGUCUUUGUGACGGACCGUGUGGGAAAACAUGUUCAGAUCCAAGUAUUUCUUGUUCACCGAAUUAUUCUCGUUUCCGAUCCAUCGCACGCAGCUUGACAUGCACACGAGGUACAGGGGUCGGGUCUAAGUGCACGUUCUCGUGCUCCAGGGGUUAUAGUUUAGUUGGCUUACCAAACCUUAACUGCCAAAGCACAGGAAGAUGGGACAAACCAAGAAUACCAACGUGUAGACCAAGAUCUGCUGCCAACUGUCCCCGUAGAAACCUGGGCCUCGCGACACAGCGGGGACGCACGUGCCCACCUUCGUGCAUCACUGAUGCUCAGUGUGGGGAGGGAAAUAAAUGUCAAUGUGACGGACCAUGCGGAACCACUUGUUCCUCGCCUGAUACUACUUGCUCUCCUGAUAUUUCCACGGAGGUUUCACCCCACCGUCUGGUGAGGUGUACAAGCGGGAACAGGGUUGGUUCAAAAUGUAAAUUUACGUGUUCGUUUGGUUACAAACUGGUUGGGUUUCCCAACUUUAACUGCCAGAGUACAGGAACAUGGGACAAGACAAGAGCCCCAACGUGCAGAGCUACCUCAUCCACACAAUGCAGAAGAAGUCGUGCCAACCAUGAUAGAUGUUGUGGGAGGACAUCUUAUUCAUCAAAGUCACUUAUAUGUUGUGAAGGAAGGUUAAGGAGACGAACCCGUCAAACCACGGCUUGCUGUGGAAGUUCAAGUUACCGACCCAUCACCCAUUCAUGUUGUAACAAUAGGACUUAUGCGAAAACUCAGCAAGGUUGUUGUGAUGGAACGAUCUAUAAUUUGUUCAAUCAAGAAUGCUCCAAUAAUCAAGUUUCAACUAUUGCUAAUGUGGAGGAGGAAGAGGAGGAAGGAGAAGGAGGAAUGGGAGCAUCAAGUACAAUACAAACUAAUGAGGAGGAAGAGGAGGAGGAGGAGGAGGAGGUAGAGUGAGAAAGAGGAGUAAUGAUUGGGAGAAAGGACGAUAUGAGAAAAACAUUGAAAUCAGUUUUUGUAUUUUUAUUUUUUGUUUAUAAUUUUAUAAAACGAAUGUUGCAAUUUUGUAAAAUAUUUGAUGCUUCACGUUUGAUUCAUGUUUGGUUAUUAUGUUUUGAAUGUAAAAAUGUGUUUUCAGUUGGGCCAAGGUGAAAUCUUGACUUUUUGUAUUAAAAUUCAUUGAAGCAACUGCUAAAAUAAAUUAGUUGCAAAA